AUCAAGUUUUAAAUAACCUAUAUAUCUAUAUAAUCAACUAUAUAUAUUAAAAUAUAUAUAUAUAUAUAUAACAAUAUGGCCAAAUUCAUGUGCUUUGUGAUCCUUUCGUUGGCUUUGUUUGCCACUGUGACCCAGGCGAAACCAGGAUAUGCUGUUGAUUAUUAUGAUCAUCCAAAAUAUGCCUUUAAUUAUGGUGUAGCCGAUCAUACAACAGGUGAUGUGAAAUCACAGCAUGAAACACGGGAUGGCGAUGUUGUCAAAGGUCAAUACUCAUUGGUUGAGCCUGAUGGCUCCAUACGCACAGUGGACUAUACAGCUGAUCCGAUUAAUGGUUUCAAUGCCGUUGUCACCAAAUCAGGGCCAACUGUACAUGCCCAGGCUGUGGUGGCCAAGCCAAUUGUGGCCCAUAAGCCAGUAUUGGCCCACUAUGAGCCACAUCAUUUGGUUAAGCAUGUCCAGCAAGUGGCACCAGCUCCAUUGGUAGUUGCCUCACCAGCUCCUUAUGUCUCGAAACACUAUGCCCCAUCUGUGGCCGCAGCUGCCCCCAUACACUACGAUUACGAUGAUGGCUACUAUAAUCAAGGACAACAUUACGAAUAUGUACCACAAUACGAUGCCGGACACUAUGGCCACUAUGCGAGUCCCUAUGCGACUCACUAUUAAAGUGUGGUCCCAUGACAUCAGAUAAGAUGAAUUUUACUUACAGAAAUUGUUUAACCAUAAGCGAAUUUAGUUGUUAACUCAAUGUGGAUCUAUAUAUAUAUACAAAAAUAUAUAAAUAUGUAAAUGUGUGUAGUUGCUGAAUUUGAAUCUUUUGGAUAUCUAUAUAUGUACAAGUAAUUAUUAUUUUAUAU
Messenger RNA from Drosophila willistoni, 854 nucleotides. It is a transcript of the gene Cpr62Bb, whose product is annotated as larval cuticle protein A2B. The record is from RefSeq and is a predicted model, not a curated record. Gene Ontology annotation, cellular component: extracellular matrix. Lineage: Eukaryota; Metazoa; Arthropoda; Insecta; Diptera; Drosophilidae. The transcript has 4 exons. Bases 76 to 663 code for a protein of 195 amino acids.